UUUAUCAGCUUAGAUUUUUGAAUUAACAGUUAGUUUUUGCAAUUAUUUUUUUUUAGCCCGAAAAGAAUUCCACAGUUCUUGUAAAUUUCUUAAAAAAAUAUAUAUUAAAUAAAAAUAUAUAUUCAGGAAAUUAUUAUCCACUUUAUCGUAAUGGCAAAACCUGCAAGUGCUAUUGGUUCGGAAACCGAUUUAUUGGUUUGUCCCUACAACGAAUCCCAUUUAAUAUUGCGCAAACGUUUUCAAGUGCAUUUGAUACGCUGCCGUCGAUCUCAUCCCAACGCACCUAUGGUUGUUUGUCCAUUCAAUGUAACACAUCGUGUUAAUAAAGUGGAAUUGGAGUGGCAUGUUUCAACCUGUCCGGAUCGCCAAAAUUUUGAAAAUUUUCGCCAUCAAGAUGCUCCGAUCGUGGGAUUGAGUUCAACCAUUAAUCUUACAUUCUGUGGAAGUACUGCUGCGGGUAAUGCCACUUCUCUGUUUAAUAAUACCUAUAAUACGGUAGCCACUACUAACAAUAUUAAGGGUGGUGAAUAUAUUGAGUCUUCAGAAUCUUGGGAUGAUUUACCCGAACAUCCCAGCUAUAAUCCUAAUGAAUAUAUAGAGAAAGCGGAGGUACUACGUUUGCCUGUGGGUAUGACUCCAUCGGAACGUAAGGCUUUUCGGUUGGCCGAACGUAAACGUUUGCAAUCUUUGAUGAAAUGAAUUGCAAAUGCUGGGCAUCCACAAAAAUAUUUUUGUUUUAUAAAUGCAUACUUGAAUUAAUAUUAGUUUUAGAAAUCUGUGUUCAAUUUUAAGGAUUCUUUGAGUUAAUUUAAAUUUUAAUGAAAUGAUUUCAUUUUUCUUAAAUAAACAAUAUAAACAAAUA
Messenger RNA from Lucilia sericata (common green bottle fly), 862 nucleotides. Its product is annotated as gametocyte-specific factor 1 homolog. Bases 151 to 699 code for a protein of 182 amino acids. NCBI's taxonomy places the organism in Eukaryota, Metazoa, Arthropoda, Insecta, Diptera, Calliphoridae. The transcript is spliced from 2 exons. The record is from RefSeq and is a predicted model, not a curated record.